AAAUGGGAGACCACUCCAGCAUCUUUGCCAAGAAAACCCCAAAUAAGGUCGUGAAGAUUUAGACACAGCUGAACAACCAGUCACCAGAAGGGAAUCCAGAUAAAAGAAUACUUGGUUACCAAGCCACUUCUUCUGAGUCUGUCUUCGAGGAAUGAGAGGGAGCCUUGUAAGAAGAGCCGCCUGUCAGCGCGCCUACGCUUUUAGCUCCAAGGGGAAACUGAGAAUGGACAGAGACAGAGUGGAAAAUACUUCAGGCUAUUAGAAUCUUGGCUUUAAACUUCAACUAACCCUUGGAGAAAGGUUUAGGAAAAUUGGGUGUCAAUUCUCUUAUUUUUUCCUCCAAGGCAUCACCUUGAGUCUGGUAGGCACUCAACAAAUGUUUGUUAAAUUGAAUGUAGCAGAUCCAUGCCUAGAAUGCCGUGAAAUCUAUGUUAAUUAGCUAGAUUUUUCUCCCGUUCUGUAUAAGUCAGGGGUGCUGUCUUACAAAGUUCUUUGGAGCCAGAAUAUGACUCACUGUAAAUGGAUCAAGAAGAGUUUUGAAAUUCAGUAGGGACAGAUAGACUGCAUCUUCUCAAGACCUGGGUACUUAAAGGAAAAAAAUGACCUACAUAUGGACUCUGUUCUCCAUGCAAAAUAAGUGGUGAGUGCCAGCCGUGGAACAGAUGUUUGGACUCUUGCCACAUGAAUUCGAAUGUGGCUCUGGCCAAUCUUUUCUCUCUUCUUUGGUCUCUGUGCUUCCGUACUGAGUGGCAGCUCCUUUGCAGAAGAGGUGAACCUUGGGCAAUUUUUGAAUGAAGAAAGGUUUCUCUACUUGAGGAUGUCCAUGGACUAAGUUUCAGGAAAGGCUGGAAUCUCAGUGAGAGCUAAACAGUAUAGUAUUUCCCGGUAUAGUGCUAGGAAAUCCUGAAAGUAUUUAACAUACUAAAGCUUCCAGGCUCAACAAGUGUAGCCAGUUCCAUUACCACCACUACAGCUUCAGCUUCCACCUUGGGCUUUGCCUUGAAUCUAAAGCCACUGACAAUACCUGGCAUUGCCAUCAUCCUUCCACCCUUGGCUACCACAGUUCCAAGCUGACAAUGGAUCAAGAGACUCCUCUGUCCCAUACCCCUGUGACAACUUAUGCUCAGCUGGAAAGUUUGAUCAAUAAGUGGAGUCUUGAACUGGAGGACCAGGAGAAACAUUUCCUUCAGCAGGCCACCCAGGUGAAUGCUUGGGACCGGACAUUAAUUGAGAAUGGUGAGAAGAUCACUUCCUUACACCGAGAAGCAGAGAAAGUGAAGCUGGAUCAGAAAAGGUUGGACCAAGAACUGGACUUUAUCCUGUCACAGCAGAAAGAACUGGAGGACCUACUGGCCCCUCUGGAGGAGGCCAUGAAGGAGCAAAGUGGGACUAUCUAUCUGCAGCAUGCAGAUGAGGAGCGAGAGAAAACUUAUAAACUAGCAGAGAAUAUAGAUGCUCAACUGAAGAGCAUGGCCCAAGAUCUCAAGGACAUCACCGAGCACCUGAAUAUGUCUGGAGGGCCUUCGGACACCAAUGAUCCACUCCAACAGAUCUGCAAAAUUUUGAAUGCACAUAUGGAUUCGCUUCAGUGGAUUGAUCAAAAUUCAGUCUUGUUGCAGCAGAAGGUGGAAGAGGUAUCAAAGGUUUUCGAGAGUCGUCGCAAGGAGCAGGAACGUAGCUACCGAAUUGCGUUUGAUUAAAUGUCCUGAGAUCUCUUGGAGAGUAUUGCUGUCUUGUUCAUUACCUAUCCAUUACAUAAAAGGUCCUAGAGUAUAAACUUGAGUAAGACAUAUAGUUAUCUACUGUAGUUAUUUUUUGUUACGGUAAAGUUUGUUGGAAUUCUUCUCCAUUCUAAAUCUUUAUGGUGGUAAGAAAAAAAAACCAUGCUGGAAUUUGCAUAAGUUUUAUUAAAAUUUUGUGAAUCUCUUUA
Molecule: messenger RNA, 1930 nt
Organism: Phascolarctos cinereus (koala)
Lineage: Eukaryota; Metazoa; Chordata; Mammalia; Diprotodontia; Phascolarctidae
Product: nuclear pore glycoprotein p62-like
Biological process (GO): protein import into nucleus; RNA export from nucleus
Cellular component (GO): nuclear pore central transport channel; nuclear pore
Molecular function (GO): phospholipid binding; structural constituent of nuclear pore
Source: RefSeq, a predicted model, not a curated record